AAGCUGAGCAAUCCUCAUCAACUAUUUAGCAACAAUGACCACUGCAGACUGGAACCUUGGAUUCUUACCAUUAAAACCAAGUAUGGACACCAGGGUGCUUAUUUGCCUCCUCUUCUCAGGUGUAUGCUUCACCAGCGCUGGACUCAAUAAAUACGUUUUAGUUGAAGAGGAUAAGACCUGGUAUGAGGCUCAGGAGUACUGCAGGAGCAGAAUUGGUGACCUGGCCACUGUCACAAACAUGGAGGACCUAAACUUGCUGUCAAAUAUGACAGCAGGUGCAGAGUCAUGGAUAGGAUUGAAUGAUUUCAACAGGAAGACCAUGGACUUGUACCCAAACUCGUGGAGAUGGUCCAACCAGACUAGGAGCCGGUCAGGUUAUAUGAAUUUUGUAUCUGAUCAGCCUGACUAUUGGUUAGGCAAAGAGGAAUGUGUGACGACUGGGACUAAUGGUACCUGGAAUGAUGACAGGUGUUCUACUUUGUAUCCCUUUGUUUGUUUUUCUGGAUCAUCAAAUAAUAAAGCCUACCAUCUUAUCGAGCAGACGCUGUCAUGGGAGUCAGCUAAGAGUUACUGCCGUACUAAUUACAUUGACCUCGCCAUGAUAGAGAAUGAAGAAGAGAACCAAAAGGUUUUGUCCAUUAUCACUACCUAUGUUUGGAUCGGUCUUUACAGAGUUCCCUGGACGUUUUCCGAUGGGACCAACAGCUCCUUCAGACACUGGUGGAGCUAUGAGCCCAAUAAUGUUAACAAUAAUCAGUUAUGUGUCGGGCUGUAUGACGGUGGAUUUAGCGACAUGGAAUGCACUACAACGUUCCCAUUUAUCUGCUCAGUAGGUCAGAAAUACAGCAGAAUAAAGAUAAUGAUUGAGUCUAACUUGGACCUGACAAACCAAAACACUAAGGAUAACAUCCUUCUACAACUGUCUGCAUCUCUGACCAGAGCCGGGAGGACUGACUUCAACCUGAGCUGGAGCGCUCCACCAGAAAAACUAGAUCCAGCAGGCUUGAAUGAUGACAACCAAUGAUGAGCCAGUGGUUAAGUGGAUCCACCCCCUAUAUUUAGGCACCUGUACACACAAUUGUAAUUUGACCAUCAAUUCAGGAAGCACCCAUCAUGUAUGUCUGGCUGUGAUGGAGAGAAACCCAUGGUCAAGUUGCAAGUAUGUUUUUUUUCACAAUCAACUUUUUUUUCUUGUCAAAGUAAGUUUUUAAUAUAGCAGUUAUAAUGACAGCUAUGUCAAAGCAAUUUUAUCCAUGCGUACAAAUAUAUAUUAUAAAUGUUGGUGAUUUGCCAAGGUAUAAAGCCAUGGGAAUAAUUUAGCUAAAGAUUGGCCUGAAUUGUUAAAACUAGGCAGUUUCCAAAAUUGUGGGUGUGGGACAACGUAAGCCACAUGCUGUGGGCAAAGUUGAGUCGUUCAACUUACCCCACCACAAUGCACUGAAGUUAAGUUACGUCUCUAAAGUAUAAAGCGGUAAUCUAAUGUAGUAUCACACAACUGACUUGGUUUUUCAUAUUUAAAAAUGGUAGAAAUUAUGCCAAGAAAGAGAGAAAGGAGCUGGAGAGAGCAGCGCAUAUUAUGAAACAUAUUGUUUAAUAUAGGAGGAGUUGAAGUUAAGAUAAAAGAGGAUGUUUUCUUGCUGUAUGUCAGGUGUUCAAUGUACCAGUUCCAUUUAUCGUCAUUUGUUGAACCUUUAGUAGACCUUACCUUGUUGAAUUCUUUUCUUGUUUGUGCUCAUGAUUUAAGAGUUUAUUCCUUACGUUAAAACAAGUAAUACUUUACUAUAAGAACAAUGUGUGUUGAAGAUCUGAAGACAUGGCCCAUCGCAAGAUCAUCUCCAAUGUUAAACUUAGAGUAGUUAUAUCAAUAUAUAUUGUCUCUGUUAUAUAUAGUAUAUAUUUAAAGUAUAUGCAUAUAACAAAUAAAUGUGAAACACCCACAUG
Messenger RNA from Gadus morhua (Atlantic cod), 1941 nucleotides. RefSeq names its product C-type mannose receptor 2-like. NCBI's taxonomy places the organism in Eukaryota, Metazoa, Chordata, Actinopteri, Gadiformes, Gadidae. The record is from RefSeq and is a predicted model, not a curated record. The coding region runs from base 35 to 1024 and encodes 329 amino acids. The transcript is spliced from 6 exons.